Oncorhynchus nerka (sockeye salmon) is the source of this 1926-nucleotide messenger RNA. Its product is annotated as charged multivesicular body protein 2b-like. The record is from RefSeq and is a predicted model, not a curated record. Gene Ontology annotation, cellular component: multivesicular body; ESCRT III complex. NCBI's taxonomy places the organism in Eukaryota, Metazoa, Chordata, Actinopteri, Salmoniformes, Salmonidae. The coding region runs from base 129 to 773 and encodes 214 amino acids. The transcript has 6 exons. Gene Ontology annotation, biological process: protein transport; late endosome to vacuole transport; endosome transport via multivesicular body sorting pathway.
CAUGUGAAAGGAUGGAACAGUUCGACCAGGAAGUCUCAGCUUGUUGCUAGAGCUACAGUUUAGCUGCCCACGGCCUGGAAGCACAUACAUUGUAUUUAGGCCUAGUAUUUGGUUUUAAUUUGUGCGCCAUGGCUUCUCUAUUCAAGAAGAAGACAGUCGACGACAUUAUAAAGGAACAGACUAAGGAGCUUCGUGGUACUCAGAGACAGAUCACUAGAGACAGAGCUGCUCUGGAGAAACAAGAGAAACAAAUGGAGAUGGAGAUAAAGAAGAUGGCUAAGUCUGGGAACCGCGAGGCGUGUAAGAUCUUGGCCAAGCAGCUGGUCCAGCUGAGGAAGCAGAAGAACAGGACCUACGCCGUCAGUUCAAAGGUCACCUCCAUGUCCACACAGACCAAGGUCAUGAAUUCUCAGAUGAAGAUGGCUGGAGCCAUGUCCACUACGGCUAAGACAAUGCAGGCGGUGAACAAGAAGAUGGAUCCUCAGAAGACCCUCCAGACCAUGCAGGACUUCCAGAAAGAGAACAUGAAGAUGGGCAUGACCGAGGACAUGAUCAACGAUACGUUAGAUGAGAUAUUUGUGGAAUCAGGAGAUGAGGAAGAAUCUCAGGACAUUGUUAACCAGGUUCUGGAUGAGAUCGGGAUCGAGAUCUCUGGAAAGAUGGUGAGAGCCCCAGCAGCAGGGAAGAGUCUCCCUACUGCUUCUCCUAAACGGAAAACGCAGAUCUCUGACGACGAGAUAGAGCGACAACUCCGAGCCCUGGGAGUGGACUAACACACACCAUGGGCUAGGCCUGUGUACUAGCAGGCUGGUGGUCCAUGUGUGGGUGAUUCUGAUUUAAUGACUAAAUUAAGGAAUAAUAGAAUAUUAUGACCCACAAUACUUUCUGCUGCAGCCUGCUGAAGGGGUUGGCUUCUUUAUGUACAUACAGACUGUUGACUCUGGAAAAGUGACCUCUAUGUUCACAUUAUAUUUUGUGCAUCGAUUCUCCAUUAGUCCUGGGAGUACAAAUCCUGUGGGAGGAGGAUGAAGUCAAUGAAACAGAGUGAGGUAAUGACUGUUCUCUGUGCUCUCACAUCUUUAGGUACAGUACCCAAGACGCUGCUGGUGUCAAACUACUGACACUGUCUGUCUAGAACCACUGACAUUAACUCUAGGAACUACUGACAUUAACCCCUACGAGUAGGGUAAGGGCUUGACUUUUUCACUAAUAAACAUUUUGCAUGAGAAUCUAUGGAAUUAGCAGGAUCAAGCUGGAUGUCAGAUACGUAAAUAGAUUCAGUUUAAAAUGAUGUGUGAAAUAGUAAUUAAUGCUAAUUCAAACUAAUAAUCAUCAACUUGAUAUUUCAAAGAAUGGUUCAUUUUGAAUUGCUUGUUUUGUACUAUUGAGUUGUACUCUAAUUUGAAGAUGUUGUCUAUGUGUCUUAGUUGAUCUCUGUGUGUCCUGUCUUUCUGAUGUGGGAUUGAACCAGCAGUCUGUCUGUCCUCCUCAUCUCUCUCCUUUUAUCUCGGCUGCUGUGCAGUUAACGUAUCCGUUAGAGCUGUUUUUUAAAAACACCACACACACACACACACACACACACACACACACAUUCUAGAGUGUACAAUGGGUUUGUGAAGAAGACUGAUCAUUGUCUUCCUGACGCUCUCUCUGUUUCACUCUACCAUGCUGUAAGAGCAGGUAAGGAGACAAUGACAUAUUUUGUAUUAUGAACUAAACAUUUCAUGCAUUCUAGAAUGUUCCCUCAUGGUUCUCUUCUGGUUUUCUAAUGUCGACUAGUAUAUCACUGUAUACUAAAAUAAUUCUCUUAAAGAUUGUUACUGGAAAAUAUUGACUGGCUUACUAUUGUUACAGCAGUUUCUUUUCAACUUGAUUUUGUGGUGCAAUUCUCCAGAGAGGAAAGGUGAAUAAAUGAACGUUGUCACA